AUGGGAUCCGGUGUUUUCACCUUAGUAUGGCCGAUAACAAAAUGUUAUCGACACUGGGACUUCCCAAGCGGUCCCCCACCUUAGUACUAACCCAGCCUUAAGGCGCUUAACUUCGGAGUUCGAAUGGGAUCCGGUGUUUUCACCUUAGUAUGGCCGAUAACAAAAUGUUAUCGACACUGGGACUUCCCAAGCGGUCCCCCACCUUAGUACUAACCCAGCCUUAAGGCGCUUAACUUCGGAGUUCGAAUGGGAUCCGGUGUUUUCACCUUAGUAUGGCCGAUAAAAAAAUGUUAUCGACACUGGGACUUCCCAAGCGGUCCCCCACCUUAGUACUAACCCAGCCUUAAGGCGCUUAACUUCGGAGUUCGAAUGGGAUCCGGUGUUUUCACCUUAGUAUGGCCGAUAACAAAAUAUACUAAAUUAAUUUGUUAUCGACACUGGGACUUCCCAAGCGGUCCCCCACCUUAGUACUAACCCAGCCUUAAGGCGCUUAACUUCGGAGUUCGAAUGGGAUCCGGUGUUUUCACCUUAGUAUGGCCGAUAACAAAAUUAAUAAAUAUGUAUGUCUAUUUAUAUUCCCCCUUUUUAAAAUAAUUUUUUAGAAUUUAAUGA
Tetrahymena thermophila SB210 is the source of this 612-nucleotide messenger RNA. Its product is annotated as MFS transporter. NCBI's taxonomy places the organism in Eukaryota, Ciliophora, Oligohymenophorea, Hymenostomatida, Tetrahymenidae. The transcript has 5 exons. The record is from RefSeq and is a predicted model, not a curated record.